CAUUAUAGCCAUUAUAGCCAUUAUAGCCAUUAUAGCCAUUAUAGGUCUUAGUACUCGCUCUGAUAACGGGAUGGUAACCUUUGGUACGGCUGUGCUGCCAUCUUAGGCUCUAUAUGCUGACGCUGACAACCUUAAGAUGGCUAUAACAUUUAUUCUGAUUCUGUAUCUAACGCGGUCAUCCCCCUAUCCCUCUAUCGCAUACUUUUUUCAACUUCCGUGCUGCAUAUUUCGUUCCCUCCCUCUACCGGUCUGUCGUCACAAUGUCGAAGCGCUCAGUCUUCACGACAAUCACCCCGCUUCCACCGAGCGUCACCCGCCAGCAUGUCCUGGACACAUUCCACAACCACGUCGAGAUGAUCGACCUGAACCCCCUGGUGGAAGAGCGGCAUCGGAUCAAACCACCACCGAAAGCCACCCCGGAAGAGUUCCACUGCAUCUGGUACGAAGUGACGGAUCGCGUGCAAUACUUGCCCGGCGGCGUAUACUCCGGCAAAGUGUCGUACCCCGUCUGCUUCCACGACCUCCCCAAUGGCAUCCAGACUCAUUGCUAUGCGCCGAUGGGGCUACAGAUCAAAGGGAAAUGGUCGCUGGGUGGAUCUCUGCCGGGCGAGCCGCGAGAACCGGUUGAGAUGGGCCUCAACGUGCCUAUGGUCGGCUUAUACGUGCGGGAGGACGUCGACAUGAAGUGCAACAUCAUGUUGACCAAUUUCGUCAAGAAGACAUUCAAGAAGUCACACGCCGAGCUCGUCGCAAGGUUAUCCGUCAAGGCGCAACUCCAGGAGGCAGCUGCGACUAACAGCACCCUCGCCUCUCAGGCGACGUCGCCGCACUUGAGCUACGCGGGCUCCGUCCAUUAUUCUGUCGGACCCCCCGGCUUUCCUCCACAGAAUAUGUCGAUGUUCCCGCCGGGUCUGCAACCCCCACCUCACUACAGCCAGGGUCACGUGCAGCAGAACCAGUACCAGCCCUGUGACCCGCGAAUGUCCAUGCAGAGCUCGUUCGGACAGCAAUCUGUACAGGGCGCAUAUCAGCAGCAGCCACCGCCGUCGCAGUUUGCGCCUUCAGAGUUGUCGAAUACGGAGACAUCGAAACAGGGUGAUGCGAAGAAGGCGAAUAGCGCGCCGCCUACACAGGAGUCCCCCCCCGUCGAGCUGCCAUAAUGGGACACCUGAACCGAGUUGGAUUGCUGAUCCAGCAUUUCUUGUCUUGCCUGGGGACGGUGGUGGAAAGUAAUGAUCCUAUACCCGUGUGUUGGAGUGUUGCGUUGGGGGACUGGUUACAAAUGGCGUUACUGUUGUGACGAAGGCGAUAUUGGGCUGAUACUCUGGAUAGUAGGCGAAAGUAGUAUUAGAUACCUGAAAUGCAUCAAUCAUUGCUCUUA
Messenger RNA from Pseudogymnoascus destructans, 1381 nucleotides. RefSeq lists its product as uncharacterized. The record is from RefSeq and is a predicted model, not a curated record. NCBI's taxonomy places the organism in Eukaryota, Fungi, Ascomycota, Leotiomycetes, Thelebolales, Thelebolaceae. Bases 261 to 1160 code for a protein of 299 amino acids. The transcript has a single exon.